Naegleria lovaniensis is the source of this 2538-nucleotide messenger RNA. RefSeq lists its product as uncharacterized. The record is from RefSeq and is a predicted model, not a curated record. The coding region runs from base 1 to 2538 and encodes 845 amino acids. Gene Ontology annotation, molecular function: long-chain (3S)-3-hydroxyacyl-CoA dehydrogenase (NAD+) activity; enoyl-CoA hydratase activity; NAD+ binding. The transcript has 4 exons. Gene Ontology annotation, cellular component: mitochondrial fatty acid beta-oxidation multienzyme complex. NCBI's taxonomy places the organism in Eukaryota, Heterolobosea, Eutetramitea, Acrasida, Naegleriidae. Gene Ontology annotation, biological process: fatty acid beta-oxidation.
AUGCUCUCCUCGAAUUCAGCAGUAGCACAAGAGCCUUCUCCAUCCUCUCUGUAUCGGAAUACUCAACAUCCGAUCAUGGUGGCCACGAAGAGUGUUUCACCGGUGGAGCAAUUUUUGAGAUCGGAACCUGGAAGAGUUACUGAAUUUUAUACGAAUAUGUGCUUUGAUCUUUUUGUAGAUUCAGAUACAUUGGGUUGGUUGGUUCUUAACCAAAAGUAUUUGAAGGUUGUUGAAGGAGAGAAUGAAAAGACCAUUAAAAACGAAUCUGACAUUGUUCAGGCCUUGUCAAGUGGUGCAAAGACUGAGAUGGUUUCCGUAAACGUCAUUGAUGGCCAAUUUAUUUCCGACAUCAAAUCCAUGUUAGAAGUUGUCGAGACACUCAUCAAAACGAAACGUAUCAAGACUCUCUUGAUUGCAUCCGCAAAAAGUGUAUUUUGUGCAGGUGCAGACAUUAAUAUGAUGUAUCCCAACUUGGACGAGAAACUUGCAGAAAAGGCAGCCAAACAUGGUCAAGAUGCAAUGGAUCGUGUGGCAAGUCUCACUGUUCCAACCAUUUCAUGCAUUCACGGUCCAGCAUUGGGUGGUGGUUUUGAGGUAUGUCUUGCCACUUCGUAUCGAUUGGCCAGUGAACACAAAAGUACCACGAUUGGUUUACCAGAAGUCAUGCUGGGCGUCAUUCCAGGAGCAGGUGGUACAGUAAGAUUUGGAAAAUUGGUUGGCUUACAAAAGAGUUUGGAAAUGAUUUUACCUGGUAAGACACUUUCAGCCGCACGUGCCAAGAAAGCAGGCCUUAUCACUGCAACCUAUCCAUACGAAGAUCGUUUUAAUGGAGAAUUUAGAUUUUUGGCAGCUGUGAGAAAUUAUGCUGGAGCUAAGGCAGUUGACAAGAAUCCACCAAUUGCUAAAUAUGAGCCACAAACUUUGAGAGACAAAUUACUCGAGGGAAAUCCAAUCGGAAGAAAAUUUGUUGCUCAAAUGGCACUCAAAAAUCUCGACAAGACUACACGUGGCAAGUAUCCUGCACCCUAUGCUGCUCUGCAAUCUGUUUUUAAUGCUACCAAGCCAGGAAUGUCCAAUGGUCGCGCUCUAUUAAUGGAAAGACAAUUAUUUGGAAAGAUGGCUGUCACUGCUGAAUCAAAGAACCUAAUGUCUGUCUUCUUUAUGCGUGAAAAUGCUAAAAAUUGGAAGAGAAAAUUCCCCAAGUUGGGCAAAUUGAAACCAGUUCGUAAGGUGACCUAUGAUCCAACCAUGGUUAAACAACCUGGCUCGGUUGCACCUUCUCUUGCUGUCAUUGGAGCUGGAGUCAUGGGAAGCGAUAUCAAACCUGAAUUUGUCAAGAAUGGUAUGAAUAUUGUUGAGAGAAUUUUCAUGGAUGACUAUGUCAAGAAGAAUAGAAUGUCCAGAGAGGAGGCACUCUUCCGAAUUAAGCUUGUUUCUGGUGGUGUUGAAUAUCCAACACAAGCAUCAGGCAAUGGCAACAUUCAAGUCGUGAUUGAGGCUGCUGUUGAGAAUAUGGCUCUCAAGAAGAAGAUUCUUCAAGAAUGUGAAAAUACGUUUGCUAGCUCGAAUAGUGACGUUAUUUUUGCUACCAAUACAUCCACACUCUCCAUUAAUGAGCUGGCCAGUGUCUCAAAACGCCCUGAUCUCGUAGUAGGUAUGCACUUUUUCAAUCCUGUUCACAAGAUGCCUCUUGUUGAAAUUAUUCGAGGCAAAAAGACGUCUGAUGAAACUGUGGCAACCAUAUACAAAUUGGCAUUGGAUUUGGGUAAAAUCCCAAUUGUGUGUCAUGAUGGCCCUGGAUUUAUUGUGAAUCGAAUUUUGGGAAUUUACAUGACCGAAGCAGGACGCUUAAUCAAUGACGGAGGAGAAAUUCAACAAAUCGACAAGGUCAUGGUUGAACAAUUUGGAAUGCCAAUGGGUCCAUUCAGAUUAUUAGACGAAGUUGGUACCGAUGUUGCCUAUCACUCUGGAGAGACAUUGAAAGUCUUGGGCACACGUUUCACAGAAGCUGCCACAGGAAGUUCUCUUUUCGAUAUCAAAAAAUUAGUGGAUGCUAAAUUAUUAGGUAAAAAAGUUGGAAAGGGAAUCUUUGUGUAUGGAGAGGAAGCGAAAAAGCUUAAAAAGGGUGAAAUCAAUCCAGACUUGUUGCAAAUCUUCCCAGGCUAUGAUCCAAAGCUUCGUCGCAAGUUUGCACCUGAGGACAUUAUUGAUCGAUGUGUAUUGUUGAUGGUCAAUGAGGCAUGCAUGAUUUUGGAGGAAGGCGUUGCUGAGCAUCCACAAGAUGUUGACGUGGGAAUGAUCUUUGGAACUGGUUUUGCUCCAUUCCGUGGAGGAUUAUUACAGUAUGCAGAUUCUAAGGGUGCUAAAUGGAUUGUGAAGAGAUUGAAGGAUUUGGAUGAAAGAUAUGGAGCUAAUGGAACUCGAUUCAAGCCAAGCCCGCUUCUUGUGAGAAUGGCUGAGAGGGGAGAACGGUUCUAUCCAGAUAGACCUGUGGUGACCUUUGUUGAAAGAAAUGUUCCUCCAAGACCCAAAUUGUAA